GUUCAGACCACUUUUACUCGUGUGUUUGCUGGCCCCCGGGGUCAUGACCGAAGCUGACCCGAAAUCUGACCCGGCCGCUGACCCACUUCCCGAUCCAGUUGCUGACCCUGUAGCUGACCCUGAGGCUGACCCGGCUGCUGACCCCGGAUACCACGCCCCCUGCUACGACAAGACACAAUAUGUGAAUGCCUACAAGACAGAGGCUUAUCCUGUGCCCGUCUACGAGACCGUGUACAAGAAGAAGGUCGUCCCCACCACCUUGUACAAGACCUUGCACAAGACCCAGUACCAGACGGUCUACCACACCGAGUACGUGCCAAAGUAUGUCACCGAAACCUUGUACAAGACCCAGGUGAACUCCGUGACCAAGCACCUAUCCAAGUACCAGACCCAGUACCAGACCCGGUACGCCACCGACGUGCAGUACGUGCCCAAGUACGUCACCAGCACGCACUACCACACCCACUUCCAGACGCAGGUGCGCUACAACACCAUCUACGACACCCAGUAUACCCCAGUUUACGUGACGAAGACCAAGGUGCAGUACCAGACGCACUACGCGACCCAGUACGCGCCCAACUACGUCACUGUCGCCAAGAACAAGGUCAUCUACAAGACUUAUUGCCCCAAGCCAGUCUAUGGGUAAUAGGGGCUGUCGGCUUGGCGGCUUAUUCACACUCUAUUGCUGUUUCUUCUUUAUCGAACCUCUCAUCUGAGUCUCAUACCGUCUUCUUCUCUUUCCGUUUGUAAAUAUCUCGUAUUUAUUUUGUACUUUUAUUAUAUAUACACACACACAUUUCUCUAUUAUUUGUGCUUUUAUCAUAUACAUAUACAUAUUUUUUCUAUAACAUUAUAUACAUUAAUUCGUCUCCCUAUUCUUAAUCAUAGCAUUCUCUUAUCUCUGAUUACCAUUUCUUCUUGAUUAUUAUUUUAUUUAUUUUCCUUUGUUCUAUUGCUUCUCCUAUUAAGCUUCACUGCUUGCGAGAUUCACCAGAAAUCCUUUAAAUGAAAAUGCUUUACGCUGUACAUUUGUAUAUUUAGACGGGGGAUGGUCAAGGUGUUGUAAACACUGUAAACAGCAUUAAUAAAACUAUUUUCUUUU
This is a messenger RNA of Penaeus vannamei (Pacific white shrimp), 1102 nucleotides long. Lineage: Eukaryota; Metazoa; Arthropoda; Malacostraca; Decapoda; Penaeidae. The record is from RefSeq and is a predicted model, not a curated record.